AUGCCGGAACAAAACCAGGUUAUUCUCUUCGGAGAUCUUACAUGCAACUAUUUGAGUGGUCUACGCUCUCUGGUAGCCAUAAAGAACAACCCCCUUCUCACGACAUUUUUCGAAAGAGUCACUUUCUGUCUACGAGAGGAGAUCGGAACGCUUCCGAUGAAUGAACGUACCCGAUUCCCCAGGUUUAUCACCUUCCAAGAGCUUCUCGCAGGGAGCCAAGGAUUACCAUACCUCCCUCAGGCCCUGGAGACAACACUAGCUUCUACUUACCAGCUAGCUUGUUUCAUAAAUCACUUCACGGCCCCGGAGAUAUCGUAUCCUAAUCCCCAGAACACUUGGGUAGUUGGCCUCUGUACUGGAUUGCUCAGUGCAGCUGCAGUGAGCUGCAGUAAAACAGUCACAGAUCUCAUUCCUCUUGCUGCACACACUGUUUUGGUUGCCUUUCGUGUUGGCCUCUGUGUUUCAGAGGUGCUUCACGGGAUCGCACCUCAAGUAGGGAAAGACCCUGCUGCAUCAUGGGCCACCUUAAUCCCCGGCCUGGAGACUGAUGUCGCUACAUUGGCUCUGAAGCAUUACAAUAAUGACAAGGGCCUCCCAGCCACGUCUUCGAUUUACAUCAGCACAUACGCCAAUGCCAGCUUGACAUUGAGUGGACCUCCAGAGAAUCUGCUUGAAUUGAUAAGUGGAAAGUACCUCCCUGGGCAAAGGUCUAUCAAGCUCCCUAUCCAUGCACCAUACCAUGCCGCCGCACUCUACCAACAGCGAGAUGUUGACAUGAUUCUGAGACCGACACUACAGAGUGGAUUUGACUCAUUCAGGCGUCACUCACAUAUGAUCUCGAGUGUCAACGGCGAGGUAAUCACAGCCAGUAACUUUGGCGAGACGCUGAAGGGUUCAAUCAAUGAGAUCUUGCGUGAACCACUUCGUUUGGAUCGUAUAGUUGAUUCUCUGGCACAAACACUUGGAAAUGCCGAACAAAGCUGUCGGAUAUUGCCCAUUGCCACCUUGACUGGUCAAAGUAUUGCUGCUGGAAUCCAAAAGCAAGGCCAGACCGAGGUAACGAUGGACCCAGCGAUGAACUUUAGCAGUGCUGUCUCAGAUGACGGUGCCUCGGGUAAGCUGGGAGACUCUAGAUUGGCCAUCAUUGGCUAUUCUGGACGAUUCCCAGAUGCUAAGAAUACUGAUGAAUUUUGGAAGCUCCUGCAAGAUGGCCGGGAUGUUGCAAGCACCACACCCAGCAAUCGUUGGGACGUGCGGACACAUGUGGACCCCACUUUGACGAAGAAAAACACGAUGGCAACUCCUUAUGGAUGUUGGUUACAGCAACCAGGUCUGUUUGAUGCAAAUUUCUUCAUGAUUAGUCCUCGUGAGGCGCCCCAAAUGGACCCAGCUCAGCGUCUGUCACUUAUGACUGCGUAUGAGGCAAUGGAAUAUGCUGGGUUUGUUCCAGAUUCGACACCCUCAACUCAGUCUGAAAGGAUUGGUGUGUUUUAUGGUACAACCAGCAACGACUGGGGAGAAAUAAAUAGCUCCCAGGAUGUGGAUACCUACUAUAUUCCGGGCUCAUGUCGUGCUUUCAUUCCAGGAAGACAAAAUUUCUUCUAUAAGUUUGGAGGACCCAGCUACAGUAUUGACACAGCUUGUUCAUCCAGCCUGGCCAGUCUCCACCUUGCUUGCAACUCUUUGCUAAAGGGAGAUAUUGAUACUGCAUUCUGUGGAGGAACAAAUGUCUUGACCAAUCCUGACAUUUCAGCUGGUCUGGACCGUGGCCAUUUUCUGUCAAGAACUGGGAACUGCAAGACAUUCGACGAUGACGCGGAUGGUUAUUGUAGAGGCGAAGGCGUCUGCACUUUAAUUAUCAAGCGACUGGAAGAUGCUAAAGCCGACAAUGAUCCCAUCUGCGCAAUCAUCCGCGGAGCGUACACGAAUCAUUCCGCAGAAGCUGAGAGCAUCACUCGCCCACACAUCGGUGCCCAAAAGGCCAUUUUUGAGAAGGUGCUCAGCUGUGCCGCAGUAGAUCCCUACAGUGUUGGUUAUAUCGAGAUGCAUGGAACGGGAACACAGGCCGGUGACGCACGGGAGAUGAAAUCUGUGCUCUCUGUUUUUGCACCAUCAGAGGCAAAAGCCCGUACCGAGGAGCAAAAGCUGUUUCUAGGCUCGGUAAAGGCAAAUGUAGGCCACGGAGAGUCAGUGUCUGGGGUCAUUGCUUUGAUCAAAUCUAUUAUGAUGAUGGAAAAGAACGAGAUCCCUCCCCACUGCGGAAUCAAGACCAAAAUCAAUAGUGGGUUCCCCACUGAUAUGGAGGAGCGAAACAUCCACAUCGCCAAAAGCCCUACACCUUGGACACGCCCAGAGAGAGGCGUGCGCCGGGUCAUGAUCAACAACUUUUCAGCCGCAGGAGGCAACAGUUCUGUGCUGAUUGAAGAUAAACCGGCCUCUUUGGAUAAAGAUUCCACAUCCACCAUAGAUCCUAGGUCUACGCAUGUUGUGGCAGUAAGUGCUAAGUCCAGCACUGCUCUUCUCGCGAACAUCAACUCCGUUCUGGCACACCUCAAAGACAAGAAGCCACCACUCGCAAGUCUAUCAUAUACAACAACCGCUCGCCGUAUGCACAAUCCCUUCCGCGUCAUGGUGGCUGGCUCGCAUCUGGAAGAAAUUGCCGCCUCAUUGGGAAGCAAAUUGACAUCGCCUGUUGUUCAACGUAAGGCGCGGGCAUUGCAACCUGUGGCGUUUGCAUUCACUGGACAAGGAUCGCAGUAUAUUGGAAUGGGUCGACAUUUGCUUCAUUUCAGCUCUUUUUGCACCGAUAUGCACCGAUUCGAUGCCCUCUCUCAGGCACUGGGAUUCCCUUCAAUUUUGCCCUUGGUCCAACAGGCCGAGGGAGACAUAACUCAAAUGUCACCAGUAGUUGUUCAGGUUGCUACCACAUGCACACAGAUGGCUAUGGCGAAGCUGUGGCAGUCUUGGGGAGUCCAACCUAGGACAGUGGUUGGCCACAGCCUUGGGGAAUAUGCUGCUUUGAACGUUGCAGGUGUGCUAUCUGAAGCUGAUACUAUUUUCCUGGUGGGAAAAAGAGCACAGUUGAUAGAGGAGCAUAUUCCGCUCAACACACACGCCAUGUUAGCGGUCAGUACGUCUGUCAAAUACAUCAAUAUCAUUUGCGAGGGUCUUGAGUAUGAAAUUGCCUGCAUCAACUCGCCCUCCGAAACUGUGUUGAGUGGAACAACUGGUCAGAUGGAGCAGGUACUAGAUCGUCUCUCUGCACGCGAGAAUACUGAAUUGAGAAAAACGAAACUACAAGUUCCAUUUGCCUUUCACUCAUCCCAAAUGCAGCCCAUUCUCGACAUGUUCCAAGCAGCUACGCGGGCGGUGAAAUUCAAUGAACCCAAAGUCUCUGUCAUUUCCCCCUUGCUUGGCGAGGUCCUGACGUCGAAGGAAUCGUUCGGAACGGAAUACCUCGCCCGACACUGUAGAGAAACAGUCAAUCUUGCUGCCGGACUGCUCCAGGCAAAAAACAGUGCGGUCAAUGAAAGCACUAUCUGGGUUGAGAUUGGUGCUCAUCCGAUUGUUUCGGGACUUCUUCGAAACAAUCUCGGGCCUAAGACGACCACUUUGCCGACUUUGCAGCGGAACAAAGAUACAUGGAAGACAAUAUCGGCUAGCUUAACCAGUCUAUAUGAGUCUGGCGUUGAGAUCCGCUGGGGUGAAUAUCACCGUGAUUUUGCGCACUCUCUUUCUGUCCUUCGCCUUCCAUCGUACAACUGGGACUUGAAGAACUAUUGGAUACAGUACGCCAAUGAUUGGACUCUGCACAAGGGUGAGCCUCGAUCCCUCCAAGCUACUCGAGGAUUAUCGACGACAUGCAUUCACAAGCUGGUUGAAGAGAAAGACGAUGGUAACACGGUGCUUGUUGUCGGGGAGACCGAUGUUCUCCGCGAAGAUAUGGAUUGCUUCGUCCGUGGACAUUGCGUUAACAACGUCCCUCUGGUGACACCAUCGAUCUACGCUGAAAUGGCCCUAGUUAUUGGCGAACAUCUUCGCAAACAGCAACCAAAGCUGGAUGAAAGUCUAGUGGAUCUUCAAAAUAUGGAUGUUCAGCGGCCAUUUGUCACAAAAACAAAGGGCACGGGCCCACAAUUACUUCGCUGCCAUGUUUCGCUUGACCGGAAGACAUUCAAAGCAGCGAUUGAAUUCUGGAGCGUCACUUCCGAGGGCAAGCGAAUGACCAAGCAUGCCGAGGCCGGCAUGGCCUUCCCCAAUGCAAUGCAGGCACAUGCAGAGGCCCAACUCCAGGCCGUGCCUGUCCUGGAGCAGAUGAAGUCUGUCUCUGAUAGGCUUUACACUGACGAGCGAGUUCAGAAGCUUUCUGGGAAGACGGGGUAUCAAUUGGUAUCAUCGCUCGCGCAGUAUGAUUCCCAAUUCAUGGGAGUGUCAUCCGUCUUGCUAGAUAGCCGUAAUCGCGAAGCUGUGGCAAUUGUCCAAUUUGAGAACCCUCAAAGCACGAACGGAAUUUACUACGUCAAUCCGCAUUUGAUUGACAAUCUUGGACAACCUGCUCUCUUUAUCAUGAAUGCAAAUGACGAGGCUGAUCUCAGCAAGGAGGUAUUUGUCAACCACGGAUGGGCAUCUUUGCACUUCUACAAGCCAAUGUCAAUGACUGCUAUUUAUCGGACCCAUGUUCAAAUGACAGGGCCCAGUGAAGAUGGCAUGUAUCAUGGUAAUGUAUUCGUGUUUGAAAACAACGAAUUGGCUGCACUAUACAAGGGUGUCAAGGCUCAAGGUGUUCCUCGGAGACUCAUGGACUAUAUUGUCCACAUGCGCGAUGAAACCAAGACAGGCAGUCCAGCAGGUGGAACCUUGCAUACCCGAACUCAAGCAUCUUCCCAUUCAAAAGAUGCAUCAACUGGGUCUGUCACUUCUAUUGUUAGUGCCUCAGUUACCACUGAUGGUGGGAAUCACACAGACUCUUGGUCAGCGGCUCUAAAAAUCAUCUCCGAAGAAAGUGGAGUCCCUAUUGUGGAACUCGUUCCAAGCGCCGAGCUUGCAGACCUAGGUCUCGAUUCGCUUCUUGCACUGCUUUGUGCCAGCAGAUUCCGAGAAGAACUUGGUUUAGCCCAUGAAUCAUCAAUCUUCAUGGACUAUCCCACCAUGGAAGCGCUCGAAAAAUUCUGGAAGCAGGAUUCACAUACAGGGUCUUCUGAUGCAAACAAAACUCUUGGUGGCAAUGACGCGAUCUUAAACUCAAUGUUUACCGAUAACGUGGAGUCAGACCCGAUUCCCCUGAGCUGCGAGGAAUCAUCUUCGAAGAGCGACUCCUCAUCGACCAAAGAAUCUUCUGGUGUCACAACCCCGGAGUAUGGCCUACCGCCUCCGAAAUUAUUGUCCGCAACCUCUCUUCUACUUCAGGGGAAUCCCGUCCUGCCAUCAACGGCCAAGACCCUCUUUCUGCUCCCUGAUGGCUCUGGUUCAUGCUCGUCCUAUGCAGCUAUUCCUCGUAUUCACCCCUCUGUAGCCGUCGUCGGAGUGAACUGUCCUUUCAUGAAAGCUCCCGAGUCCUACAAUUGCGGCAUUGAGAAGGUCUCUGAACUAUAUAUCCGCGAGAUUCGCAGACGCCGGCCUCAUGGCCCUUACGCCCUAGGUGGAUGGUCCGUUGGUGGUAUUUUUGCGUACCAUGUCGCGCAGCAGCUUGCUUCCGCCGGCGAAACUGUCACGGAUUUGAUUCUUAUUGACUGUCCCGUCCCUAGGGGCCUUGAUCACUUGCCAAGUCGAUACUACGAAUAUUGCGAUGAGAUUGGAUUGCUCGGAACUGUCAACGGGGUGAAGAAGGAAGUGCCUAAAUGGCUUAUUCCACACUUUGAAGCUUGCGUCAACAGCCUCCAUGAGUACCACGCAACACCAUUCGCGCCUGUUGUCGAUGCUCCAAAAACACAGAUCAUCUGGGCGUGCGACGCCAUCGAUAAACAUCUCGAGCCAAAGUUUGAAGCAAGAAGUGAUGACCCGGAAGGGUUGAAAUUCCUCACGGAGGAAAGAGCGGAUUUCGGCCCAGCUGGUUGGGAUUAUCUCUUGCCCAUGACGAGCAUAGCUCUGUCCCGGAUUGACGGGGCCAAUCAUUUCUCCAUGAUACAAGGCGACCACGCCAAGCGACUAGGAGAGGAAAUCCAGGGAUUCUUGAUGAGUACUUGA
Penicillium pulvis is the source of this 6183-nucleotide messenger RNA. RefSeq names its product polyketide synthase. Bases 1 to 6183 code for a protein of 2060 amino acids. Gene Ontology annotation, biological process: secondary metabolite biosynthetic process; fatty acid biosynthetic process. The transcript has 7 exons. NCBI's taxonomy places the organism in Eukaryota, Fungi, Ascomycota, Eurotiomycetes, Eurotiales, Aspergillaceae. Gene Ontology annotation, molecular function: fatty acid synthase activity; 3-oxoacyl-[acyl-carrier-protein] synthase activity. The record is from RefSeq and is a predicted model, not a curated record.